This is a messenger RNA of Doryrhamphus excisus (bluestripe pipefish), 8378 nucleotides long. RefSeq names its product MINDY lysine 48 deubiquitinase 2 (gene mindy2). Gene Ontology annotation, biological process: protein K48-linked deubiquitination. Gene Ontology annotation, cellular component: cytosol; cell periphery. NCBI's taxonomy places the organism in Eukaryota, Metazoa, Chordata, Actinopteri, Syngnathiformes, Syngnathidae. The record is from RefSeq and is a predicted model, not a curated record. Gene Ontology annotation, molecular function: cysteine-type carboxypeptidase activity; cysteine-type deubiquitinase activity; K48-linked deubiquitinase activity.
AAACAACUCAUUCUGAUGACGUCACUGGGAGAGUUGUCAUGGCGUCUUUUGGACCGAAUCUACUGCUGCAAUUCAGCUAGAAUUCGUCGACAGUCGAUAAAUCGAAAUGGAGAAAAAUGCAGACGUGCAUCGAGACACUGUCGGGAGCACCACCAUCGGGGCGGACACUGGCGACGCUCCGACCGUGGGAGGCGUGAAAGGAACAGCCGAGAAAUGCACAAAUAGUGAGGCUUCUCUCAGUACUUUGCUUGAUACCGAUAGCUGUAAUAACAUCACCGCCGAUCAUCCCAGCACGCUGAUUGCAGGGAAGUGUGAAUCGGCGGACGUGGCCGAUGUCCUGCCUGUGCAAAAAGGAAGGAAGGACGUCGAGGAGCGCGGGUCCGGAUCCGGGGAGCAGAUCAGUAACGGGACGGGUACUGAGCCAGUCGUGGCCGCACCAGAUAAGGAAGGUGGUGCCUCAAAGUUAGUAAACAACCAAAGCGACGGGCCGCCCGCACCUCCCGCAAAGGAAAGCGCAGGUGUAGAGGAAAGCCACGUUUUGGCUUGUGAAGAAAGCGAACCGACUAAACUUGCCAAACCGACCUAUCUGUGCACAAUCACAGCGGACCUAAACGCACCACACGCCUUAUCCGAGGGACUGGCAAGUGGCAGCGACCCCGAUGCCAGUCUCGGUGGGUGCGAGUCCCGGAGCCUGGAUUCGCUGGAGUCCUUCUCCAAGCUCAACUCCUGUCCCAGUUCGGACUUGAACAGCGAGGGCCUGGAGGACCGAGGACUGGCCCUGGCCCUCCAGAACGAGUUCGGCCUGGAUGGCACCAAGGCUACGUGCGCCAAGGACCGGGUGGCGGGUCAGUCAAUUUACCAUAUAAAGUGGAUCAAAUGGAGGGAGGAGAACACGCCUAUCAUCACCCAGAACGAGAACGGCCCUUGUCCGCUUUUGGCCAUCAUGAACGUUCUCCUGCUUGCUUGGAAGGUUAAGAUGCCUCCUAUGAUGGAGAUUAUUACAGCCGAGCAACUGAUGGAGUAUCUUGGAGACUACAUUCUGGAGACCAAACCUAAAGAGAUUUCAGAGGCUCAGCGGCUAAACUAUGAGCAGAACAUGAGUGACGCCAUGGCAGUGUUGCACAAACUACAAACAGGCCUGGAUGUCAACGUGAAGUUCACAGGGGUGCGGGUCUUUGAGUACACACCAGAAUGCAUUGUGUUUGAUCUCUUGGACAUCCCUCUCUUCCACGGCUGGCUGGUCGACCCCCAGAUUCAUGACAUUGUCAAGGCAGUGGGCAACUGCAGCUACAACCAGCUGGUGGAGAAGAUAAUAUCCUGUAAACAGUCGGACAACAGUGAGCUGGCAGGCGAAGGUAUUGUGGCCGAGCAGUUUCUGAACAGCACAGCCACACAGCUAACAUACCACGGCUUGUGUGAGCUUACAUCCACCGUGCAGGAGGGCGAGCUCUGCGUCUUUUUCAGGAAUAACCACUUCAGCACCAUGAUUAAAUAUAAGGGUCAGCUCUACCUGCUGGUUACAGAUCAAGGUUUCCUCACAGAGGAGAAAGUGGUGUGGGAGAGUCUCCACAACGUCGACGGAGAUGGCAACUUCUGCGAUUCCGAGUUUCGGUUGAGGCCCCCGUCUGAUCCGGAGACCGUGUAUCGAGGACAGCAGGAUCAGAUAGACCAGGACUACCUGAUGGCACUGUCGCUGCAGCAGGAGCAGCAGAGCCAGGACCUGCAGUGGGAGCAGCUCCCUGGCAUCAGCGACCUGGAGCUGGCUAAAAAGCUCCAGGAGGAGGAGGACCGCCGAGCCUCGCAGUACUACCAGGAGCAAGAACAGGAGCAGGCGGCGGCUGCAGCGGCAGCAGCUGCAGCACAAGCGCAGGGUCAGCAGGACCCUGUGGAGGGAGACGAGGCGGACAGGGGGGCCGAUGGAGCUGGCGGCCCGGCGACCGGCGCCGGGACAGUCGCAGCAGCUGGCGCCACAGCUAGUCCGGGAAAACAGUCAUCAAGCAGCGAGCGCAAAUCCAAGAAGGAAUCUAAGGAUAAAGACAAAUGUGUCAUUUUGUAACAUAGAGUGUGUGUGUGUGUGUGUGUGUGUGUGUGUGUGUGUGUGUGUGUGUGUGUGUGUGUGUGUGUGUGUGUGUGUGUGUGUGUGUGCGUGCGUGUGUGUGCGUGUGUGUGCGAGUUUGGCGCACGAGGAGACACUAACAAGAGGAUUUGCUUCCCAAACCACUGGUGCCUGCUAUCCUCUAUCCUCAGCCGACGUCAAGAGGAAGGAUGACGACGACGAUGACGACGAUUUCCCCGCAUCUUUUGACCCGAGUCAGCUGACCUUUGUUACAAGUUGCACAGUGCACUAUAUCCGUCAUGGUGGCUAUCGUUUAUUAGCCGAAGACAACAUCAUCUCCACAAACACAAACACAGUCAUCAUGCUUUUCCUCCGCUUUUUUAUUCUUGCUGUAAAAAGUAAAAGUAGACCUGCUUACCUGUUAAGUGAGCUGUUGAUGCCAAGAUGAACUUUUUCUGCACAUUGCCAUUUUUUUUUAAACGUUAAAAGGGAUUAUUCUCCACAAGAGGUAUUAGGGCUACACUAAAGGAAAAAAAGAGAAUAAAAAGAGAAUAAAGUCAUACUAAUCCCAUCAUAAAGGUAGAAUUGCGAGAAUAAAAUCUAAAUCUAACAUGAAAAAAACAUAUACAUAUAUAAAAAAGGACAAAAUAAUAUUACAUAAUAAUAUUAUGUUACAAUAUUCAUAGUUUAUAAUAUUACUACUUUUGAAUUUACUUUAUUAUCUGCAAGAAUUAAGGCUUACUAACAAUGUUACAACUUUAUUAGGGUGAUAUUACAAGUUUUGGCUUUUACGCUCGCUUUUUCUUACACUUUUUGCAACUUUUUGAACCAUAUUUUUUCCCAUUUUACAUUACGACAUAUGUCUUAUUCUCAUUUUCCAUUUCAUUUGCAAUAUGACAUUUGUUACCUCAUCGACUCACCCACUUUAUUCAUGUCAUAUUAAGAUUAUAUUCUCGUAAUAUAUAUAUAUUUUUUUAGUUUCAUCACAUUUUGCCUUUUUUUUCUUUUUAACAUUACAAUUUAUGCUAAAAUUAUGACUUCAUUCUCCACACAGUUUUUUGUUCUUUUUAUAUUACAACCUUAUUUUUGUCAUUGUUCAUCUUUGUUCUUGGUUUCUUGUAUUUAUGUCCCUGUGAUUGACAGGUGCCCCAAAGUUAGCUGGAAAGGGCUGCAGCCCAUCCAUGACCCUAAUGAGGACAAGUACUUUUGACCAAAAAUGAAAUGAAUUGGUAAUGUCCCGCCCCCCCAAAAUGGGAUUUUUUUAGUAAUAUUGCAACUCUAAUCUUGUAAAAUGAUGACAUUUUUUCCUUUAAAUGUUACUAUAUUUUUCUCUCUGGGUGGCCCUAAUACCUAAUGUCUGUUGAAAAUGAAUUCUUUAUAGCGCUUUUUUGUGUUCUGCAACUGAGAAGGCUAUGUUUUGGUGAUGCAACAUACAGUACAUACAGUGCAUACUACAUACAUACUACAUACAUACAGUGGUGUGAAGUGUUUGCACCCUUCCUGAGUUUUUUUUUCUUUUUGCACGUUUGUCACACUUAAAUGUUUCAGAUCAUCAAAAUAAUUUCAAUGUUAGUCACGGAGAACACAACUGAACACAAAAUGCAAUUUUAAAAUGAAACUUCAACCUAUAGUACAUGGUCCUGUGUGAAAAAGUGAUUUCCCCCUAAACCUAGUAGUAUGUGGUUGGGCCAACUUUAGCAGCAUCAACUGCAACCAAGCGUUUGUGUUAACUUGCAAAUGAGUCUCUUAGAUCACUGUGAAGGACUUGUGGUCCACUUAUCUUUGCAGAAUUGUUGUAAUUCAGACACAUUGGAGGGUUUUUCCAGCAUGAACCACCUUUUGAAGGUCAUGACACAGCAUCUCAACUGAAUUCCGGCCAGACCAUGACACUACCACCACCAUAUUUUACUGUUGGUAUGAUGUUCUUUUUCUAAAAUGCGGCAGAGGUAAUGGGACACACACCUUCCAAAAAGGUUCAAUUUGUCUUGUCAGUUUACAGAGCAUUUUUCCAAAGUUUCUGGAAUGUUGGAACAUUCAUGUUGGAACUCUGCCAUUCAGGCUGUUUUUGCUGUCUGUCAUAUAGUGGAGUCAUGAACACUGACCUUAACUGAGGCAAGUGAGGCCUGCAUUUCUUUCGAUGUUGUUGUGGGGUCUUUUGUGACCUCUUGUUGAGUUGAUGUGCUGUUGGGGUAAUUGUGGUUAGUUGGAACCUUUCUGGGAAUGUUCACCACUGUUCCAUUUUUUUUUUGCCAUUUCUGGAUAAUGGCUCUCACUGUGGUUUGCUGGAGUCCCAAAGCUUUAGAAAUGGCUUUAUAACCUUUUCCAGAUUGAUAGAUCUCAAUUAAUGUCAGUUAUAUUUUAACAGGGAUUGCAAUCACUUUUUCACACAGGGCUGUGUAGGUUGGAUAAAACUGCCUUUGUGAUUUGUAUGAUGAUCUGAAACAUUUAAGUGUGACAAACAUGCACAAAAAAAUAAAAAACAGGAUGGGGUCGAACACUUCACACCACUGUACAUACUGUACAUACAGGUGCAGCUCAAUAAAUUAGAAUAUUGUGCUAAAGUUAUUUGAUUUCAGGAGUUCAGUUCAUACUAAGAGACCAAUUAAAGGCUCAGGAAGUUUUUGUAGUCCAUUUGCUUAACCAGUAGUUUACAAUAGUGAACCUUUUCACAAUUCUUGCAUUUUUUUAAAGCUGGAAAUAAUCAUCCAAAUUAUUGAUAAAUACAUAGAAAUAUUUCAUUGUGUGUAGUGAAUGUAUAAAACGUUAACACUUUCUGAUUUGAACAACUGAAAUGAAUGAGCUUUUUGAAGAUAUUAUAUUGGGAAGCACCUGUGCAUACAGUACAUAUACUCAGUAACUAUGUUAACACUUUGGCCUUACCACAGUGUGUGCAUUGUUGUGCUCUGCUCAUUUUGAAUGUGUUCCCUUGUGUGGUAGUCAAUUUGGAGGAUGACCAAAUCUUUUACACAACCAGAGUUAAGGACUUUUUUUGGGGGGGAUUGAAUUGAGCGACAGACAUGAAGAGACAGGCGACAUCGCACCCAGACACACGUUAAUAUUUCUUUUCUGCAAGGUCACCUUCAUAGACAUUUGUGAAGCUGUAGCAAUACACAUAAAUGUGCGUUGUCUACAGGCCAUAUUGUACAUAGUAUCUUAUACAGGAAGUAGCUGAGACCUUUUUCUAUCUACACAUUCCAGUCGGAUGCCUUGACUCAUGUCUUCUCUUUGUCGUCCGAACAAGCGAGGGAGGGAGAGUGAAGGGGUGGUUGUCACGGUGAGGUCUUUGCAGCUCUUGGAAAAUGGUGUCGGCUUUUGUGCAGGCGUUUAGAACCCAUCAGGUCGGGACAGCUUCCUUGGAGGAUGACACAGAGGCGACAGGCUACCUACUGUGAGGAGUAACUCCUCUCUUGAGCUUUUUUUCUUAAAAAAAAAAAAAAAAUGUACAUGACGCCUUAUGACAUUUGGACAUAUUUUGUAGGACAAGUACAAGCAGAGCAGUGUGAGACAAUCCAUGCAUGUGAGACAUGAACAUCGGAAAUACUCAGGCCAACUUUUUUCUGAAGGGAUGCAUUCAAGCUGGAGGGGUCUUUUUCAAGCUUUGUAUGGGGGGUAUGCAGUUACAACUUGAAGUAUCUCUGCAUGCAUACACACACACACACACACAAAAGAUUUUAUUUAGACAAAAUGAAGGAAAAGUUGACCCUCAACAAAGCUGCUCCUGCAUGUGUUCAUGUGGACUACCUAAAAAAAUACUCAAACCUCCUUUGAACAGGGUUUUACUUGCAAUGAGUAUAAAUAUUCAACACCCCGCCUCCCCCCAGUUCCGUAAAUACAUCUACAAUUCAGUUGAAUGACAAAUUACUGCAUUGGUAAAAUUAUAUAUAAAUGUGUAGGUAUAAAGAGUGCACCAAAUCUGUCAAGACAUCAAGGGCGCCUCCCAUGUUUGGUUCUUUUCAGGUCACCCCCCCCCCCCCCCCCCCCCCCACACACACACAGAUUUUCAAUUUCAGGGCUAAUUCCAACAUGUUUGUUUUUUUAUUCUGCUAAAAUCAGUUGCCUGGGGGUUUUGUGCCAAAGAUUUACUUUGGAAUUACGGCCAAAAACAUUCAGAUUUUUAAUUUCCAUAUCUCAUCAAGAGAUUAGAUGCAUUUUUUUCCUCUCCACAUUUCAUUGUUGUUGAACGGUAAAAUCACUGUUGCACACUACGCCUUGGAAAUCAAUGGAAAAUUCUCUUUUGGUCAAAAUGACAAUAUGUACAUUUUUAUUAUUUUAUUCCCUUUUAGCUGCGAAUACCACAGCGAGUCAAUCGCAUGAGAGGCUUUGGCUUGGUUUUUACACCAAUGACCUUCCGGGUACAACCCUGACCUGAAACUGAACCCAUGCCCUCUACCAUGAAGGACGUGUGUACCAUUACACUAUCAGUUCAUUAGUAUUAAAUACAAAUGGAUAAUAUAAUGGAUAAUUAUAAUGGAUAAAUUACCUUGUGUGUAAUGGUAAAUACUGCUUCCUUUCAAGCAAACGGUGCGGGUUCAAUUCCCAGCCAGUGUUACAUCACUCAUGCUAUAGACUUGUAAUAACCCUUGACAGGAUAAGACAAAAACUAUAUGCUUAUUUAUCCAUCUGAGGGAGGGGGGUACACACCAUUUAGUUCAGGAUAUGAGUUUUUUUUUGUACCUUUGUGGUAUAUAUACUGUUAAAAAUGUGGCAUGGGGGGGGCUUUUUGUAUUCCUUCUAUUCAAGUAAUCACGUUACAUCAGCACAGUCAAGGUGGCUUACAAUACAGUAUAAGAUGGAUUUAUUUACGCAAAGGUGAUCGCAUUGGUGUGGGUUUGUCUUUUGGAUAAGCGAGCAGAGGCUUUUUUUUUUAUUAUAAAUGGUUAUUCCUGAUGUACCACUAUCCUAUCCAUUAUUUGGAGUAUUUCCUAGUCAAAUGUGUUUGUUUCACCCAUGACAUGUUGAAUUGAUGAGGAGUAUAUUAUUGUGUAAACGUGCUUUCUUGUUUGCCUUGUAUACAGUGAUAGUGAGGUACAUGCUGUAAAAUGUGUAUUUGGACACGUUGGAACUUAGUGGUUGUCAUUUGGUUUUUGCACUGUCACGUUAAUAUGCACUAACAGCAAAGCAACAUACCUCAUUUUGUAUGGAACACAGCGUGUGCAAAGGGCCCUUCAGGGGUGCCUUUUAAAAGCAGACUAAUGGCCACAAGAGUUAUCUAGACUUGGUAGCAAUCUUACAAGCCAGCUGAAAAUGAGUUUAACAUUGUGAAAAGGGCUGUUUUAAUGUUCUGGCUUUUAAAGAGCAACUUUGCAGAAUUUGUUGCAACAGAUUAUGUCCAGGUUAGUUGAAAACACAACCUAAGUGCUGUACACUUCCGAGCGAGAGACAGACACACGCACACACACACUUUUGUGUUGCAUGGAAAAAUGUUGACAGAAAUGCUUUCUUGGCCAUAGCAACAUGUAUGACCUUUUUUUCUCCAUUUCCUGUUGUAUUCAAACAUGGGAGGUUAACUCAUUUGUGCUGAUAUCAUUUUUCCUCCAUUUACAUCAAUGACCAAAUAAUGUAUGUAGCCUUUCACAUUGCAGUCACAUUAUGUAAAUGGUGAUAUAUAUAUAUAUUUAACUAAAUGCCUUAUAGACGAGGGACAUUCAACCGGAUUAGAAUUACCAAUAAAAGAUUUAAGAGCAAUCACCAGUUGUCAUCCUUUGUAACAAUCAGCAUCAGAUGCUCUAUGGAAGUGUUUCUCAAUUCCCUGUCAUUUUCCACACCAGGAAGAGAAAUGUUUUCACGCGCCCCCCGCUUUAAAAUAUGAGAAACUGAUAUCUAUUCAUUUAUCUGUACUGUACAGACUGAACUUGAAACUGAAAUCAGGAAAAUGCAACAAGUGGAGCGCAUACAAGCGCAUUGAAGAGUAAAAUUGCAUGUUGAGUACUAUGAAUUUGAAACAUUUAAACAUUGAAAGCUUGUCCCCCUAUUUUAGAAGCACUCCUCUAUGGUAACAUGAAAUGUUUUAUUUUGGAUGCUCGAGUCCAACUAAGUAUGAAAGGUAAUGCAGGCAUCUAUGUUACAGCUUUAAAUUCCAGGUUUUUAUAUAAAACAUUCAUUGAUGUGCUACAGAGUGUAAAAUUACCAUUGUACACAUGACUGCCUUCAUUCAAUUGAAAAAUAAAAAAACAAGUUUAAAAAAAAAAGGUAUUUACUAUAUAUUGUGUGACAACUGCGGGAGAAAUGGGGUUGAGAAUGUGACACCAACACUGUCUGUACAAUAUGCUCUGAAAUACAGUUAACUUGCACACAAAUCUGUUGACUGGUUGGUCAGACAGCA